This is a messenger RNA of Porites lobata, 3399 nucleotides long. The record is from the annotation of a GenBank genome assembly. Lineage: Eukaryota; Metazoa; Cnidaria; Anthozoa; Scleractinia; Poritidae.
GGAACGUUCCUUAGUCGACUCCAUUCUUGUACCCGGCCGCAUAUUUAAGCUUACAUAGUCGUGGUAGUUUUGACCGUAUUUUUUGGCAUGGCUUGUAAUAAUAUUCCUGUGAAAACUACUGAAAGAUCAACUGUUAAAAUUGACCAAGAGACGAGCCGCGAACAAGCUGGUAAGUCCUCACCCGCAUUGUGCUAUUCUCCUUGUAUAAUCUUGUAUUCUGGAAUGUGCUUUUAAUAAUCAAAGGAAACUCAAUGUUAACCUGAGUUGGAGGCGUCCUAUAAAGCAUAACCACUGAGUGGCUGUGAAGCAGGCUAAAAAACGUUAGACGCAUUUAUUUAGGAAAUGUAAGGGAUACAAAAGAACUUUCCACAAUUCAGCGACGAUUGUGCCCUAUUCUCGUUGAUCGGGUUCAUUUGAAAUCGCCAAUUAGAGUUGGCAUACCCAUACGAUCCGCGUUUUUUUAAAGAUAUGUCAUAGGCCAGAUGGUACGAAAACAAAGUUAAAUACAAAAUGUAUUGGCUUCCAAGCGCUCAUUUGCCACCGCUUAAUCUCCGUGGAUGUCACGCAACGCUGACUCGCCAAAGGAAAAGGAUGUCACGCAACACGCCUCUCCAACGGUUCCGAAAGAGAGUAAUCCCCCAUUCUAGACUCCACAGGUGUUCUCUCUGAUUACAAGUGUGUGGAUAGUGUAUCAUGAGAUUGUAAUAUCGACUGAUCAUUUAUGUACCUGUCCAUGGAACAGUCAGUUCGAAAAUUGCCUAUUCCCCCCCCACUCCACCCCCGGCCGGGUUAUCGCCAAACAGUGGAGAAUUUGACCCAAAAUGUUGAAAGGUGCUCUCUCUCAUCCCAUACAUACAUGCAAAUAAAACACAUAUUUCCUUGGCCUUGAUAAAUUCAGGACCUGUUUAUAUGAAGUGAGCCAUAUAAAAUUCAAUUUUUAGAUUUAGCCAGGGCUAAAAGCGAAGCUCUGGUUAAUAAUGCUUAUAAACAAAAGAAAUUAAAUCAUGUAAUGCUAAAUGGGGACGGCAAUGAAAAUGGCAUCAAGAUCAAUAGAUCUAAUUAGCAAAAAAACAAAUUGCAUGUGCAGCACACUUUUUUUUCUAAUUAGCAAAAAUACAAAUUUGCACGUAGCACGCUUUUUGUCUUUCUUUGCCAUAGUUUUGCAAAUCUACAACGCUGUUUUGUAGGACUAAAUUGUCAAACUUCCUAGUUACAGGUUAUUUUUAUGGAGGAAUUAUCGUAUCUGCUGACCCAAUAUUUUGUCUCCUGUGUUCAUGUUCGCUUUUACUUUUCACUGCCCCUCAUUUUCACCUUGCUCCUUGCUGGCUGCUUUUCUCAUUGUCUCACAGCCGCUUUGAAUUUUCAUGUUUUUCUUCUUAGAAAAUUUGUCUCUUUUGUUUUCAAUCACUCAUUCUAGCUCUUUCUUUGUUAUCCACAUGAAUGGAAACGUCAAAAAUGACAUUGAAAAAGACACAACUUUGUUGUUGUUUUUUCUUUCUUAAAGUCCGGGCGGCCAUGCAAUUGCUAUCCAAAUAAAACCUUGAGUUGCAUUUCGGUUGCCAUACCUUUUGAUUGAAUUAUUUUACAUUGGUAUGCCUUUGGAGCGGACAGACUCUCGGGAGGUCAGUCAGUCAGUGUACGGUCAGGUGAUUACCAAAUUUUCUCGGAUGGGUAGUUUACCACAUUAUUUUUCUUACCCAUGGUGCUCCACUGUGUGCACUUCGCACGCAAGAGCUCCGCUAUAAUGUGCAAAGUAGUUGAAUGGUUUUACAUGGUACUGAAGUAUUUUUUUCGGCAUUAAUUUUUGUUCAGAGGGACAGAAUGGAAAACAUAGAUUUUGUGACCCAUGGGAAGACAGCGAUCUGGUACUGGUGGUGGAGCAGGAGAAGUUUCAUGUCCAUCGCUUAAUACUUUCUAUGAACUCCCCAGUAUUCAAAGCCAUGUUUACUGGUCAAUUUAAAGAAGCAACAUCCAGUGAAAUUCCUUUGCCUGGGAAAAAGGCAAAUGAAAUUCUGGACUUUCUGCAGCACAUUUACUAUCAGCACAUCCAAGAACCAGUAGAAAUUACUAGUAAGUUUCUUUUCAGCAGGAAUAUUAAUUUAUUAUUACUUUAAUUUUGACUUUUGUAACAACUCUAGUGUAAGGUUUGGCUGAGGUGGAAGUCCUCAUAACUAUUAACUUGGGAGUUAAGGACUUGUUUAUUAAAAAAAGGACAUUAAAAAGUCGGCUUUGUAAGUAAAUAAUUUUUGGCUUGUAAUUUUAUUUUACUUAGUUUUUUUGGUUGCUUUAAUGGAAUUGACACUGAAAAGUCAGCAUUUUUCUAGUAAAUAUUUUUAGGCCUUGAAUUUUAUUGUUAAUAGUUUUAUUGAUUGUUUUAUCAAGGCACCCAGGCUUGUCCUACCCAGUUCCCAUAUUUUGAAAUGGGUUCUCUCGUUUAUUUAAGGGGCCUUUUGGUAGGCUUAUUGCAUUUCACAGUACAUGUAUUAUUUACUAAUUAGCUGUCACCCAUUUAACCCCUUGCCUACCAGAGCAAAAUACACCCAGCAACUGGCUACCUUUCUCAAAGACCAGAGUUCGUUUUUUCAAGGCAACUCAAACAACUGAACUUUUAGUGAUAAUAUUUCAUUUGUCUGAGGAAGCAUAUUAUAAGUCCUGGGUCUUGGAGUGACCUCACACAGGACGUACAUAUACGUCCUUGGUAGGGAAGUUGUUAAAGUUGGUUUGUCUUUUUCAGUGCACAAUGUGGAGUACCUUCUCAAGUUAAGUGAUGAGUACCAAGUUAAGCUUAUCUUCAAACCAUGUGUCAAGUUCCUUACUGAUGUGCAAAAAACAAAAGAAAAUGUGAUGAAGUUAUUGCUGUUGGCAGACCGUCAUCACCUAGACAAUAUCCGCCAGGGAUGUUGUGAUAACCUCCUCAAAAAUAUGAAACUGAAGACAAUGCUGGAAGCUGUAGAUUUUCGAGAUCUUGAAAAAGAUACUCUUCAGUAUGUCUUGUCAGAAAGAAUCAUACGGCUAGAAGUCUUCCUUGAUUCCCUGUACCCUCAGUUCCUGGGAUUAGUCGAGUGUUUGCUGUCAGCUUUUAGUGAACCAGGGAAGCACUAUGAUCAAGUAGAUUGGUGCACGCGUCAUUUUGAUGAUAUUACUGGUAACUUUCUAAGGAAAUUCAAAAUCGAUGAUGCAAAGAUAAGAGGGUGCCCUGGUUGUAGGAAAAUGCUUUGUUCAUUAGUUCAAGCCACCUCCAGUGAGGUAAGACCUACCCGAUUAGGCCGAUCUCGCAUGUACUGCUAUGGUUCAGGAAUUGACAGCCAUCACUUUGAUGAAAACUUGCUGGCCAUCAUAAAUGAUUUUGUCAAGCUGAAGCAAGCAGGUUUAAUGACCACCGACAAACAACAUCAAUGA